AUUACUACCGUAUUUGUAACAUUCACAAAGAAGGGCGAUACAGCACACCAGGCGCUCGUCAUCGAAUACGAAAGUUUCGUCGAAGACGAAGCUGCGCUAAACGUAGCUAUGCUUACAGCUCCUGGAUUCCAUUCAAAGCAGGAGGAAAUUUGGUCGCGAGGAAAACGGAAAUACGAGAAACUUGAAGAAAGCGAAGCCAAUGUUGUGGCAGUUUUUGUGGAAGUGGAUGCUACAUGCCCUGAUCAAACUGUUGAAUUGGUGGCAUCGGUAAAUUUGCCGCCUCCAGCAGCCGCUUCUGGCUUCGUCAGUGCAACACCAUCUGCUCAGUCAAUUCAGGAAGCGCCUUCCGUAUCGUCUGAAUCAUCCUCUGCUGGGCUGCAUCAAGUGCCCAGAUUCGUGAAAACACUGGAGGAUACAACAGCAACAACGGGGCAAUCACACCAGUUCAAGUGCAUUGUAAGUGGUACGCCAGCACCAGUAAUACGGUGGCGUGUUGAUGGCGAUGUGAUCCAGGAUUCUGACGUUUAUCAAACGGUAUAUGAAGAUGGAGUUUGUAUUCUAAAAAUUCGAGAGCUUGCUCUGGAAGAUGAAGGAGAAUAUACGUGUGAGGCAACAAAUGAUGCUGGCCGGGCAAUCACUAAAUGUUUCCUGCGCAUUAUAAGUGAGUUCUUUUGCAGUUGUGUUGAGGUAGGGCUUGUCUCAUUCUCUGAAAGCUUGGAUUAUCGACAAGCAGUGCAGGCAAGUAGUAUGCAGAACGACGAUGCGGUGUCCUGGGAGGUUACUCGUUCCGCUAGUGCCCUAUAUCACUCAAACCCGAGUGAUAAAGCUAAUUUUGUAUUUAGUGCUAACAGCAGUACUAGUGUUAGCUCUCCGCUAGGGGAACUUGUUGCUGUUGUUAAUUAUGAAUUCGUCCAAAAAAUACCGACAUUGGCCGAAACAAUAGCAAUUGUUACCCAGUACACAACACCACAAAAGGGAUACCAGAAGCAGCUCGGAUCUGAAGAGCGGAGUUUCAACGUUUCCGUGUCAUUGCCAAGCGCUGCAAUGCAGUGCAAUACUAUCUGGCUUUAUGGCGAAUUGCAGUGCAUCAAGUACCGCGUGACACAGGAUACUGGGGCCGCUGUCCAGAUUUCUCGGCCACAGCAAGCAGAGGAAGCUGCCUGCAUCCUGAUGGCUGCAAAAUUACCGGCGUACGAAGCCACUUCACUUGCGGAGUGCCAACCAUGGGAAGAAAUUUUGCUGUUAAAAAGGCCUGAAAGCGCCUCCGUGUCGGACAAGGAAUUGCACUGGCGACAGGAAGUUCGCCUACAGUUUCGUGAAAAUUGCACUGGUGAAACUUCCAGUUGUAGUUGCAUCGAUUGCACAAAGUGUUUAAUGAAAAGAGGUUCGUCAGAAAGCAGUUAUCUCGGGCGCAGCUUACAUUGCUAUAUUGACGUUGUGGUUGAAAGGGAUGAUGCGAUUGCCAAAACUAGCGCGACGCUACUUCACGCGAAGCCACGCCUGAAUUUGGAGACGAAAUUUAAAGUCACCAAGGCGAGGAGCUCAGACGACAACAGAACGGUAUUUAAGCAGCGCUAUGAACAAAUGGAACCAAGAACUCUUGCUUUGCCUCCGAAAUUCACAUACAAAGGUCAGGAAAUGGAUGUUGACCUCCUCCUGAAAAAUGAUGCAUGUGAAGCCGAAGAUGCUUCGUUUAUUUUGAAAUGGAAGGAUGAAUAUGCAAAUCUAAGCAGCGCUAGUUUGGCAGCAAUACAGCAAUAUGUGGACACACUAAUUGAUUUUGGGCCAUCACCACCUCUUACUAUUUCAGACAUUCAAGAAGGCUGCAAGCAAACAAGCGUAACAGGACUCAGCAGUGCAACAGUAGGCGAAGCGAUUGUCGGUGACUUUUCUACCGAAGAGUCAUCUAGGCGCAAGACACAAUGCGAUGAAACAGUCAAAAAUCAAAGCGCUACUCCGCAAAAUCCCGAUCACAGUAAUUCAACCGUUACAGAACAAACAGUGAUAUUGCGCAGCAAAAGAAGCAUCUCACCCGCAUCCACAUCAGCAGCACGUGUAUGUAAAAAUGGAUGCGAUGAGGAGGAUGUUGUAAAGGAAAAAUUCGAUAAGCCAGAAAGUUACAUGGGACUGAAUGAAGCAAAUGACAACUGUGCGUACGAAAUACGGAGUCAAGACUUAGAUACUAGGUUUAGCACUAAAGACGCAUUACAGAUCCUUGAAGCUUCUGUAGAAAACAUUGAGACUGAAGCAUUCUUUAAUGCCAGAGAAGAGUUCGAAGUUUUCAGCGAUCCUAUAAAACCCAGCUUGCAGUGCCCUCCCGAAAGUCUGACUGCUUCUUUCUCUACCCAGUUGAAUGUAAACAGUUCAGCUGCACAAAGAAAUAACAGUUUUAAUGGAAAAAAUCGCAAAACCAUUAGCAGCGCCUCAAAUGCAGUUUCGUGGGAUUUGAAAGAUGAGCGCUGUACAGCUCACAGUAACCAAACGGACGAAAUCUUGUUGAAUAUAAAUGCAGUCGAAGAGGCUGCACGAGAAGUCGGCUAUGAUGACACAGAGCAAAUUGAUGAAGCAUUACAAAUCGAGCGCGCAAUUUUUGACAUUUCGGAGCAGCUUGAACGCCAGCAGCCCGUCACUGAGGCACAAGCCGAGGCAAGUGAGGAACUGUUGAAAACGAUGCUUGAAAAUAUCAUUGUAACCCCCGGAGUGACAAGUGUGAAGGAAGCUAUGGUAGCAUACAAAAAGCCGAUUGCACUACUUCGAGAGAAACUAAACGACAUUGAAGUUGCAUUGAUGAGUGACUUUGAAUGCAAUGAAUUGCCGAUACAUCCACCUUUGGCGCAAAUUACAGAGUCUGUGCAACUUACCGAAACCAAAAGUUCCCAGCACGAAGAAACUCUUUCUGAGACCUGGACCGAGAGUUUAAUGGAAAAAGAUCUUCCCGCCAUGUCAGAUUUGAAUUUAAGGCUGAUCCAGCCAAGUGAAAAGGAGAUGGAGAAACAAGAAGUUUUACGUAUGACUCCGUUAACGUCUGACAUCAAAGAACAACUUGAAGAGCUUGAAAUUAUGUUGGAAAAAGCUGUAGAAGACGAAGAAGAGGACACUGAUAUCGGCGAACUAUCCUUUGACGCUGAAACUGUCGUGCCGUUUUACUUGGAUACAAAGCAGCGUGAGGUGCACAACAUCCUAAUGCAAAUCAACAGUGAAAUUAAUAUCAUUAAAGAAUUCUGCCAUCGAAGCAUUUCGCGGAGAAGCGUGGAUGCGGCAAUCAAUGUCUUGCAUAAAAUUCGUAAAAAUGUGUCAUCUGUGGUUGAUCUUAUAUUUAUGAGUAAAAAAAGGUUGCAUAAGAAAAUGCCGACCAAAAGAAGUCAGAAAAUGGCCAGCACUGAACGCAUGGAAUCAGCGAAGCGGGCUAUUAACCCCCAUUUUCUCUCGCCACUUUCUAAGACAGGUUUCUUCUUCAAGACAGAUGCUUCAGUGAACUUCUAUCUAGCAAAGCCAGGUCAAGCGGAAAUCAUCAAUGCAAUUGUGAUGCUUCGCAGUGCUACAGACAAAUCCGAAAAUCAGAAUAAGAGGAGUGGAAGUUCUGAAGCUUCUGUAGCUCAAAGAGAUGUACCAAAAAUUGACGACACAAGUAAAAAGUCCUUUGCGAACGUGAAUCAAAACGACCCGGUAUCGUAUCAGUUCUCCUCGGGUGCUUCAGCUGCUGAGAAUGGACAACCGCUUCCUUCAUCUAUGCUCGUUAAAUCAGCAACGGAAGUAUCAUCAGCUAAUACCAAGAAAUUGGAAGCAAUCCCAGUACCUCCGCCUCGGAGACGAAGAACACGUAGCACACAGGAAGAGACCGAUUUUCAGACUCCCGUUCCUCCACCUCGCCUAAAACAUCACCGCGUGAAAUCAUGUAGUGGAUGUACAGAAGCGUCUUCUGGUGUCGUAGGUACCGUAUCGUUCAAGAAUUCUUAUGAUGGAAAAGAAGAGUUACAGCAAACUACCUCAGCCCAUGUUCCGAAAAACCGUAACGAACUGAACAAACUGACCACCACCAGUGUUGUGUUGUCUGAAAUUGCAGUGCCUUAUGCAAAACCAAUGGUUCAGAAAAAGCCAGACGAGGUUGCGCUUUCAAAACAGUCGCAAAAUAUGAGACCAGUAGAUGAAAUUACAAUCAGUCUUGAAAAAGAGAUUCGGAAGGAUGAGUGCACUUUCGACUGCUGUUACACAUGGACGAUCCAAACGAAAUGGUGUGUUUCGUUGGAGGCAUUCGACGAAUGCAGCUCGGUGCAGCUCAUUUGCGAAGAUUCCGAUUAUGCUCCAGAGCUAGAUGCGAACUCACUUUUGUUCUUCGACACAUGUUCUGUUUCCGAAGACAGUGAGGAGCUGCUUUUGCAUAGGUUGGCUUUGCUACCGAACUUAAGCACCGCUGCGACCGAGUUGAACAGUCCAAUUGCUAUGGCUUCAACUGCAGAACUGCAAGGAACAAAUGCUAGUCGAAUCAAUAAAUUACCAGCAAAUAAUCCAAAUAAAGAAGUUACACUUGCUAAUGCUUCAACAGAAGGCUCAGCUGAGCAGAACUGCAAUUCUUUUCAACCACUUGGAAAUUCCAGCAUGCUUGCUGCACGAAACUCAGUUCAAGUGUGCGAAAAACGGGAUGAGAGCUUGAGCAUAAUGAAAAAUUCGACACAAGACAUUUCCGGAACUUCAGAUUUCAAAUAUACUGAAAAGCAGUCUAUAGAACUAUCAGAUCUGAAACCAGUAAGACCAUCAUCAGUGAUCAGUCCGUCAGAAGAAGAUGCUAGUUCGUUGCAUAACAUUGAAUCAAUCGAUGAUGAUAACGACGAAACUCUGGAUGAGAUGGAAAGCACGAUGGUGAUCUGUAAUCCACACGCCAACGUCAUUGAUGUAUUGCCAACGAUAAUGGAAGGGAGCGAAAGUUCUAAAAAUACGACUUCAUUGAUGAAUAUCAGUACCAAUACUAUAAUUACCGCUGGCACGCCAAGUGCCAGUUUUCACUUAAAAAGCGGUUCAACUGUCCAUGAAACAGCAUUUAUGACGACAGAUGAAACAGACUGCCUUACACCAACGUUGGAUACCAGUGACGACGACGACGAUGUUGACGAGUUAAAUUACCUGGAUCAGUACAAGAAACGAGUAAUUCUAAUAAAUGAAAGUGAAAGUGAAAUGCCUUUCGAGGAAACUAACAUUUGCGUAGCAUACAAGCGCUGCUCAAAUAAGUUGAAAGUACUGGCAGUACUGUCUCCGGAGGUGCGGGCUAAAGCUGAGGCGUCUACUGUUUUAGGCGAGGAUUUUGAUGUUCUGAUUGAGCAGCCAGACGAAGUAUCAAACUUCACAAUAAAAAUUUUGGACCAAAUGAGUGAUUCAAUAAGUCUUGACUUGUUCCUCCCAUGUACAAUCGAUGUUGACUUAUCUCUAACGCAGGAUGAGCAGUAUGAGGCAGUUCUUUCUUACCAGGCAGGACAGCUCCCUGUCAGUGGAAUCGAGGAACGCAAGCCAACACCGGAGCAACCUUGUGAUGUUGGUGAAGAUACCGAGCGAUGCACUGGGGUUUCUGUAAGCAUUGCAGCACGAAGCAUGUACGACGUUGCACUCGCGUCUCUUGAAGAAAUACCUUGGGGCGAAGUUUCUAUGCAUAUCGUUUUGCAAUCAGAUAUGGUUCAGUCAGUUAGCGAUUCGGAAGCUAAAAGCUCUCUUAUCCAAAACGUUACUGUAUCAGAAUCUACGGAAACCGAGAAGCGAUCAUUACGCUCACAUGAAUCGAUUCGAUCGUCAUCGCAGCACUCUUUCGAUUUAUCCGAAUUUGGAGAUCGUUACGAUAGUUGGCAAAAUAUUAAUGUACCGAGUUACGUAAUAAAGGAGGGCUCAACUGCAACCGUCACCUGCGAAUUUAACAAUUUUUUGUCCCCAGGAAGUGUCAUUGAUUGGUUCAAGGGUAAAGCAAUGAUUCAGAUUGAGCCUGGAAAGACAGAUCGCAUAAGUCAUGAUUUGCUGGAGGUUCUCGUAAUUUCGCAUGUUGACGUCAGCGAUGGUGACGUUUACAGCAUAAGAGUAAACGACGUCGUUUAUCCUGUUGCCUGUUUAAUCAUUGAGGAUGCCGAUGGUUCAUCCGACAGAAUAGCUGAGGAUAUUCGUUUCCUAAGCCCACCGCAAACUCUCUUCGUAAUGGAGGGCCAGCCAUCCAUCAUUUCGUGCCAGGUUAAUGCUACUGACCAGAAAGUUGAGUGGUGUAAGGAUAACAAAAAGUGGGUGGUCGAAAAUGAGCGCAUUCGGCUGCAAGCUGAUCGAUUCGGAUAUCACCGUAUUAUCAUUGACAGAUCGGAACUGGAAGACCAGGGGACAUAUUAUGCAUUUCUGGGUGAUCACUUCACAACAGUUACACUUGUUGUUGAAGAACGGAUCGAGGAGCGCGAAGUGACUAUCAAUGCAUGCGGAACAGAAAGCGAGGAAGAUGAUUAUCGUGAAUAUCUGGUACCACCAGGUAGUACGGCUACGAUUGCUUGCGAGCUAGAGAAUAAUGAUGAGGUACGCGAGCUGGUGUGGCGUAAAGACGGAGCACGGAUUGAGUUCCUGGAUGAUACAAAAGUGGAGCAUGUGGUAAAUGGGCUGAAACACUACCUAGUGAUCCAUGAUACCGAUGGCGGGGACUCAGGAUGCUACAGUGUAUGUAUCAACGAUAUCGAAUUCAAAAUUGCGCACAUGAUGGUUUGUCAUUGCGCAACACCAAUUGCUGGUUGCAAACACACCCGGCGCAUCUCCAGCAGUUCCCUACACCACAACAACCAUUAA
Messenger RNA from Gongylonema pulchrum, 6792 nucleotides. NCBI's taxonomy places the organism in Eukaryota, Metazoa, Nematoda, Chromadorea, Rhabditida, Gongylonematidae. The record is from the annotation of a GenBank genome assembly.